AUGGCACCCGUUGCGACGAGAAGUGCCAUAUUCCGUCUCAUUAACGCAGCCCAGUCGCAGUCUGCUUGUCCGUGUCAUGGUUGUCGGUCAGCAGCCCACGCUCAUGCCCCCCUGGGACUGCAACAGUUGAGGAAGCUUGCGACGCCUGUGAACGCGGUUCAAAAGGAAUAUGCAUUCGAGGUUGCUGCAUCCAACCUGAGAUUUGGGGAAGGCGUUACCCGUGAGGUCGGGAUGGAUCUUAAGAACAUGAAAGCUCGCAAGGUUGGGGUCUUCACUGAUCCCGUGGUGGCCAAGCUCAAGCCGCUGCAGACGGCCAUCGAAUCCCUUCAGUCUCAGCAAGACCUUCCAUUUGAAGUAUAUGAUGAAGUAGUUUCCGAACCUACGGAGGAGAGCUGGCGUAGAGCCAUAUCAUGGGCCCGUGAACGCGAUUUCAGUCACUUCCUGGCUGUUGGAGGGGGGAGCGUCAUCGACACCGCCAAAACAGCUAAUCUUUUUACCGUGUACAAAGAUGCCGAUUUAAUGGACUUCGUGAAUGCUCCCAUAGGCAAAGGCCACCCAAUCGAGAAGAGUCUCAAACCUCUUAUUGCAGUCCCGACCACUGCCGGUACUGGAUCUGAAACCACUGGGACGGCAAUCUUUGACGUAACUUCCCGUGCAUUCAAGACUGGUAUCGCGAACCGUGCUCUCAAACCAGUACUUGGAAUCGUGGAUACCGCAAACACGGAGAGCUGUCCUACGGAGGUACACAUCAGUGCAGGCCUGGAUGUUCUGUUCCAUAGUCUGGAAAGCUACACAGCUAUCCCCUACACGGAACGGACACCUCGCCCCGCAAACCCGAUUCUGAGGCCUGCGUACCAAGGGAGUAAUCCGGUCGCUGACAUUUUCUCUAUGUGGGCGCUCAAAACUACAGUGAAAUACCUGCCUCGCGUUGCCAAUGACAGGACCGAUCACGAAGCAAGAAGCCAGAUGCUCCUGGCAGCAUCCUUUGCUGGUAUCGGGUUUGGCAACGCCGGCGUGCAUUUAUGUCAUGGAAUGAGUUAUCCUAUUUCCGGGUUGAACAAGAAAGGACCGAAAUACAAACAUCCAGGAUACCAAGUUAACCACCCUAUCAUUCCUCACGGCAUAAGUGUCGCCCUGACAGGGCCCGCAGUGUUCCAGUUCACGGCCCCUUCGUCACCUGACCGUCACCGUGAAGCAUUAGCCAUUUUCAAUAACACAACCGUCACGGACCCCUCCAUAACUAGCAUCCCUGAUUCCGAAAUCGGUGCCCAUCUGUAUGAGUCGAUUGCGCGUUUCCUUGACGGCCUCGGUGUACCUCGUGGGUUAAAGGCGGUCGGCUAUACUAAGGAAGACGUGCCAAUACUCGUCGAUGGCACAAUUCCCCAGCGACGCGUGCUGGACCUUGCCCCGAAUAUUGGCGAUGUUGCAGGUGAAGAUGGGCGGGAGCAUCUGACACGUAUCCUGGAGGCAUCACUUGAAUACUGA
Molecule: messenger RNA, 1485 nt
Organism: Pisolithus orientalis
Lineage: Eukaryota; Fungi; Basidiomycota; Agaricomycetes; Boletales; Pisolithaceae
Product: alcohol dehydrogenase
Exons: 12
Coding region: 1-1485 (494 amino acids)
Cellular component (GO): mitochondrion
Molecular function (GO): alcohol dehydrogenase (NAD+) activity; metal ion binding
Source: RefSeq, a predicted model, not a curated record